Symbiodinium sp. CCMP2456 is the source of this 337-nucleotide messenger RNA. The record is from the annotation of a GenBank genome assembly. NCBI's taxonomy places the organism in Eukaryota, Dinophyceae, Suessiales, Symbiodiniaceae.
GAUACCCGGCUCCAACGAGUUUGCCGUGGACUUUGCAGGCUAUGUCUUCCUCUGCGCUGGCGAGGAGCAGAUGCGGCGCUUCUGCCAGUGGCCGAAGCGCUUCUUGACCGAGGCCCCGCGGAUCAACGCCCCAGGCCUGGCUUUGGGCUUCGGCCUUCUGAGCCCUUGCGGCUUCCGCGCCGCCGAGCUGGCGAAGAGGACGCAAGGCAGCUACGGCUUUGACAUCGUGGAUGUCGUGGCGUUGCUGGAGAGAGCCAUGAAGCAGCCAGCCAUGCCAGAGCCCCCGUUCCCAUCGGGCGAGGACGAGGCCGAGCUUCCCCCGAUGCCGGCACCGGGA